Molecule: messenger RNA, 2802 nt
Organism: Canis lupus familiaris (dog)
Lineage: Eukaryota; Metazoa; Chordata; Mammalia; Carnivora; Canidae
Gene: SSH3
Product: slingshot protein phosphatase 3
Exons: 14
Coding region: 135-2084 (649 amino acids)
Biological process (GO): protein dephosphorylation; negative regulation of actin filament polymerization; actin cytoskeleton organization
Cellular component (GO): cytoplasm
Molecular function (GO): protein tyrosine/serine/threonine phosphatase activity; actin binding
Source: RefSeq, a predicted model, not a curated record
GGGCCGCCCCCGAGGAGGUGCCAGGCCUUGGCUGCUCCGGUCUCUCCUUCCUGGUCCUGCGGGGCAGGGACUGUCUGUAGAGCCGUGGGAGGGCACGGUGCCCUGACCGGCCCAGGUGUCCCCGGCCUGGCCCCAUGGCCCUGGUCACAGUGAGCCGCUCCCCCCCGGCCAGCGGCCACUCCACGCCCGUGGGGCCCACGCAGGGCCAGGCAUCCAAGCGGAGAAGCCGGCUCCAGCGAAGGCAGAGCUUUGCAGUGCUCCGUGGGGCUGUCCUGGGACUGCAGGAUGGAGAAGACAAUGGAGAAGCAGCUGAGGCCGGCCCGGAGGCAGUGGAGAGACCCUUGGGUGAAAAACAGCCCCACGGGGACCAGACAGAUGAUGGGCAAGGGCUCCAGAGUCCCAGGAAGCAGGAGCAGAGUCAGCAUCUGCAUCUCAUGGUGGAGCUCCUGAGGCCACAGGACGACAUGCGCCUGGCAGCCCAGCUGGAGGCAGCACGGCCCCCCCGGCUCCGCUACCUGUUGGUAGUCUCCACAAGGGAACACCUGAGCCAGGAUGAGACAGUCCUUCUGGGGGUAGACUUCCCCGACAGCAGUUCCUCCAGCUGCACCCUAGGCCUGGUCUUGCCACUCUGGAGUGACACCCAGGUGUACCUAGAUGGAGACGGGGGCUUCAGUGUGACGUCUGGUGGGCAAAGCCGGAUCUUCAAGCCGAUCUCCAUCCAGACCAUGUGGGCCACGCUCCAGGUGUUGCACCAAGCCUGUGAGGCGGCUCUCGGCAGUGGUCUCGUGCCAGGGGGCAAUGCCCUGACCUGGGCUGCACACUACCAGGAGAAACUGAGCUCUGACCAGAGCUGCCUCAACGAGUGGAUGGCCAUGGCCGACCUGGAGUCUCUGCGGCCUCCUAGUCCCGGGCCUGGCCGGCCCUCGGAACAGGAGCAGAUGGAGCAGGCGAUCCGGGCUGAGCUGUGGGAGGUGCUGGACACCAGUGACCUGGAGAGCGUCACUUCCAAAGAGAUCCGCCAGGCCCUGGAGUUGCGCCUGGGCCGCCCGCUCCAGCAGUACCGAGACUUCAUUGAUAACCAGAUGCUGCUUCUCAUGGCCCAGCAAGACCGUGCCUCCCGCAUCUUCCCCCACCUCUACCUGGGCUCGGAGUGGAAUGCAGCCAACCUGGAGGAGCUACAGAGAAACAGGGUCAGCCACAUCUUGAACAUGGCCCGAGAGAUUGACAACUUCUACCCCGAGCGCUUCAUCUACCACAACGUGCGCCUCUGGGAUGAGGAGUCAGCCCAGCUGCUCCCCCACUGGAAGGAGACACACCGCUUCGUGGAGGCUGCAAGAGCGCAGGGCACUCGGGUGCUUGUCCACUGCAAGAUGGGCGUCAGCCGCUCAGCUGCCACGGUGAUCGCUUAUGCCAUGAAGCAGUACGGCUGGAGCCUGGAGCAGGCCCUGCGCCACGUGCAGGAGCUCCGGCCCAUUGCCCGCCCCAACCCGGGCUUUCUGCGCCAGCUGCAGACCUACCAGGGCAUCCUGACUGCCAGCCGGCAGAGCCACGUCUGGGAGCAGAAAGUGGGUGGGGCCUCCCCAGAGGAGCCCCUGGCCCCCGAUGUCUCCAUACCAUUCCCACCUCUUCCACCAGAACCAGGGGGCAGUGGGGAGGUGAAGGCUGUGGGUCUGGAGGAGAGCCAGGCAGCCCUGAAAGAAGAGCCUGGGCCACGGCCCCGUAUCAACCUCCGGGGGGUCAUGAGGUCCAUCAGCCUCCUGGAGCCUCCCCCCGAGCUGGAAGGCACCUCAGGGGACAGUGACCUGCCAGAGGUGUUUUCAAAUGAAUCUUCAGAGGAAGACCCUCCAGAGCCUCUCCCUCAGCUCUCAAAGGCCAAGGGAGGCCGGCGUUGUGGCAAGGGGCCUUGGCCUGCCCUGAAAUCCCGCCAGUCUGUGGUUGCCCUCAACAGCGCCGCCCUGGUGGCCAGCCGGACCCAGGCCUUCCAGGAGCAGGGGGAGGCUGGUGGUUCCUCCACACCCAGGCUCCGAGGGAAGGUGGUGAGGCAGGCCAGCGUGGAUGGCAGUGGGGAGGAGGGUGAGGCCUGAGCCCUCACACAUGCCCACGGCCCCCUAGACACAAAUAGAGGGGCCGGCACACAGCUCCUGGGAGGAGCACCCUUCACUCCUGCCCGCCUGUCCACAUUCCUUUUAGCUCCUCCCCAGGUGACCCCAAGACUCCAUCACUACAGCCUCAGCUGCUACAGCCUUAAGUCUCAGACAUGUCCAUCUUUCCAAGGGCUCAAGACCUUCUCUGUCGAUAAUGGGGAUGUGACAGAGACGACGCUGACAAUACCUUUGAGGGCAAGAGCGCCUUGUUUUCAUUCUCCAUUGCUGCCCGAAACAUCCACUUGCAGCCACAGAAUUAAAAAAAACUGAGUUUCCCAGUGCAGAAAGGCUCAUGCUCACUCCCUCACCCAUUCCCACCUGCCUCACCCGUCCUCUUCCUUCCUGGGGUCCACUAAGCCAGAGAACCAGCAGCGCAUAAAGGCCGAGAGUGACCUCAGUCCCCAGUCCUGGUGGCGCUGAGGAGUGGAGAGCUGGCCCACAGAUGGGGCUGGCGGGUGGGCCUCCUUCCCACACUCCACACCAGCUGAUCUUUUGCUGCUGCCCCAAACUUAUCACUACUCCCCCGCAGCACUGCACUGGGUCACAGGACACCGGGCCAAAGAGAGUCUUCUUUUUGUCCUUCACAGUCUUCUUCAUAGUAUUGGGCUUUGUACUUAGAAAUAAACAUUUUCAUACUAUUUUCACUUUUAUGAUAAAA